Onychostoma macrolepis is the source of this 5700-nucleotide messenger RNA. RefSeq lists its product as uncharacterized. Lineage: Eukaryota; Metazoa; Chordata; Actinopteri; Cypriniformes; Cyprinidae. The record is from RefSeq and is a predicted model, not a curated record. Bases 464 to 2335 code for a protein of 623 amino acids. The transcript is spliced from 10 exons. Gene Ontology annotation, molecular function: nucleic acid binding.
AAACAAAAACAAAACAGUGCUGUGGCUGUGUUUAGAAUGCUUUUUUGUUGGCGAAAUAGAGCAAAAACAGGCAAUAUGGUGUCUAAAACGUCCUGGACGCUUCAAAGCGCAAAGGACAGAUACACAGCAAAAUGAAAUUAUCAUCACUGCAAUGCAAAAAACUAAAAACAUUACAUGAUCUGGAAAAAAUGGUACUUCAAUGAAAAGGAGCCUCAAGCCUGUGGCCGCUCCAAUUAGCCAAGCUACUGCUGCCAAUGCAAUCCUGUACUGGAUGCCCUUGUAUCUCAGGAAUAUUACUGGAUGAAUCACUGCCAGAAAAUCCUUCAGCAACAGGUGGUACGUUCCCUGCAAGCAUCUCUCAAUCAGCCUGCAAUUUUCCUGCAAGACAACGCCCCCUGUCACACUGCAAAACAGACAUCCACAUGCUGCUCAAAUCAAUCCCAGGCCAGUGUGUUUGUCUCAGAUGAGCGGUGUUUUCACCAGUGUGCCACCACUAGCACAAGUGUUCCUGUUGAGACUAGCCCAACUUGAAGCUCAGCUAGUUUUAAACCUGAUUAGUAAUGUUGCAUCUGGAAAUAAUAGCGGUUAUGGGAACCCUCUUGUUCCUUUAAAUCUCUUACAGCCUGUUGGCAUUCAAAGAUCCUCAUUUUUGAGCAAGUACCAGCACCCAGGGGGUUUUAAAAACAUCAAUUCCACACUUCACAUGGUUAGUCAUCCUUCAACAUCAGUCACAGAAAUUAAUUCAGUCAUUGCCAAUAAGGAGAGUGGUGCACUUCUGGCAAAAGAGAUUAUUCAGGAGAAAACACUAGAUCCCAUCGUGAAUAAUACAACAUUGCCACUGCCAACAUCUGAGGAAGCCCUUUUUAGAUCCAGUCCCAAACAUUACGCCUUAAAACCACACAUGGACUGUUCUCAAUACCAGUCAAUGACAGCCAAAGCAAUGAUGCCUCCUGAUAGACCACAGAUUGAAGAAGCAGAGCCAAAGCAACAAACAAUGCUGCAGUAUCCAACAGAAAAUCUGAUCAAAGCUUUAACCAGCCUUGGCCUUUCUCUUGAGGAUCUAGAAUUACUUAGUCACUGCCCAGACAACCAGUUAACAACAGAGAAUCUCCCCUUCAUUAUACAAGACAUUCAACAGCGCAAAGGAACAAAGGACAUGAAAUGUGGCCAUGCUAGAUGGAUCUCAUCUGAUCAAGUGGAAUCAUCCAGAGAGUCAUCAUACACUCAAGGGGAACAGAGCAAUCCGAGGAUGAUAAAUGGUGAAUGGCAACAAUCCCAUUCCCAUAGAUCUCUCAGCCCUGAAAGAUGUCGCCCAUCUAAAGUUAUUUAUAAGCACUUCUCGACCCAAUCUAGAACAUUUAGAAUAAGACAUUCAGGAAGAGGAUCAAAUUCCUUCCUAAAGAGGCUGCAACAUGGGCCUGCUGAAGUCACUAGGAGGAGGCCUGGUUCAGUCUAUUUUCCCCCUCGAUCAAAACGCAGCAUAAGGCAAAGCUUUGUCUCUCUAGACUAUAAUAAAGCAAGACAUUGUACUACAAAAAGAGCCUUGUCCUCUCCACACAGAUCCAACACUUACAAAGCCAUGACAAAAGGUCAUCAACAGUCUUCAUUUCCUGUCAAAUCUGCAAAAUCAGAAAUAACCUCUGAAUCCAUCAACAUUCAGAUGCCAGUAACUAAGACGACUGCAAAGACAUCAGCACAAACUAAGGGUGUGAUUCGUGUGUCUGGAAUCCCUCUUGAAUACUCUGAGAGUGAACUCAUCAGAAUGGCAUCCCCGUUUGGUCAAUCUGUUGAGGUUUUAAUGGCAACUGAGAUUGACACAACAACCUGUCUAGAACGGAAGAAGGCUUUACUGAUGUUUCCAACAGACUUCUCGGCCGAGGAGAUGGUGAAGGUUUACUCUGCGAUCCCAGUUCACAUGAGACAGCAAAGUUUGGAGCUGGUGUCCCAAACCGUUGACUUUAGUUCACCUGUGUCAGUGUUUCAUGCUUUUGUGGGACCAUCACUGUCAAAUGGGCUGAUGACGCCUUUGGACCAUUUGCUGGUUGUAUGUAAUGUUCCCAAUCAGCCCAGUGCUGCUACAGCGGUGCUACGGCUGCUAAAGCCUUUUGGACAAGUUUUCAGAACUCUGAUACUUCAUGGAAACAAGGUGGAUGUUGAUCAGUGCGUUGGGGACAAUAGCAGCAUCCAGAUGGUUUUAGAGAUGGAAUCCCCUUCUGUUGCGUUAUCUGUACAUGAGUGGUCUCAAAAAAUUCCUUGUCUUUAUCACAACCAUCAUCUGUCUUUCCUCAGAGGAUGUAAUAUAAAGAAAAAUAAACCUGAGGUCAAUUCAGCCUGAUAUCCCCACAGUUUGUCUCCUUAAAUAUUGUAUAUUUUCAUUAUCUUUGUUGAAAUCCUGGAAAUAUCAGGGAAUUUUAAAAGUCUGGAAAAUGUAAUUAUCCAUAACAAUCAGCUUGAAAGGUCAUGGAAAGGUCAGUUGGAAUGCAUGGGUCAAAACUGAUUCAAUAUCAGCUCAACAGAUGUUCUCAAAAUUAUAUAUUAGGCCUAUAUAUUAAAUUAUACAACAUGGAUGUGAUUUGAAUUGUUUUACUGUUAAAAAGGUCAAGAUCACUGAGGUGACAAACCCAAAUCACAGUUUUAAAGAGUUAAUUCACCCACAGAAAUCAAGAUAAAAAAACAUUUACUCACCUUAACAUUUUCCUUAUCAAAUCACAUUUUUAUUUCAUAUUUUCCAAGAAAUUAGAAUGUAUGCUUUUUCCCAUACAAUAAAAGCAUUAGUAACCAGGGGCCAUCAAGUUGAAAAAGGAUAAAAGAGCGCCAUUAGGUCUGAUGUCAUUCAUGAACCAAGUUUAAAAGAUGUGUCCCUGUAUAUAUAUAUGCAAGUAAGAUUUGAGAGUUGUGCCAGGGGGCAGAUUUUCACACCACAAUGCACUUCAUUUGGCCUUAAAGGGACAGUUCACCCAAAAAUGAAGAAUUCUUUCAUCAUCUGUGACCCUGGACCAGGGCCGUAGCUAGUGGGGUGAAAGGUAGUGACAAUUCUAGGAAUUAUACUAUAUAGGCCCAUGUUCUGUGAAUAAUUCUAAUAUUUUAUUAAUUGUAUAACUGAGAUAUUAUGAAAACCACAAAAAUCAUGCAAUUUGGUUAAAUAAAUCCAGAUCGUGAACAAGACGACCAAUCAGAGUUGAGAUGUCAGAUGAAGUUAGCGAUGUACAUUAGUGAUGGGAAGUUCGGAUCAUUUUACUGACUCGACCUUUGAGUCUCAUUCAGCAAAAUGAACUAAUCUUUUUUCGAGUCAUUUCGUUCAUUUUAGCAAAAUAUAAUUAAAAUGUUACAUGCUACUUCCCUAACACAUCUACUACUUAUGCAAACGUUGAUCACACUACAAACAAUACAAAACUAAUGCUAUAAGAAACAUAAAAGAUUCAUUCAUUGUUUACCUGGGUCUGUCUAUUAUUAGCUCACCUCUUAUCUGACAAGUCUUCAGGUUUGAGUCGUUCGUUCAUCACGUGACAGCCUCAUAAGCUAAACCCAGGGGCGUAAAUUUCAUUUAACGGUAGGUGGGGACAAUAAACAUAAAAUUUCUCAAGAGCAAUUUUUGAAGGGGACACAAAUAAUACAGCCAAAAUUGUACUUGGCUGUGUACACAGCAUAGAGACCGUGUUUAAAUAUGAGUUUGGUUCAUAUGGUUCACCACACGGUCAUAUUAUAAUUAUUAUUUUGCGUCAUCCAUGGUAUUUUAGGUUUCGUCUGAAACCGAGUAUGUCUCUUUAGAUAUUCAACCGCAUUAAGCCCAUAUUGAGCAAAACCCAACACAUCGGUAGGUCUACAAUAUUAGCCUAAUAUCAGUUCACACACAGGCUUAUCGCCGUGUUAGUUGUAGCGGGUGACAAGCUACGGUAAUAAGCUUGUUAACCUUAUAAUCGCUCAUAGAAAAAACAUGGGAUAUCAUAAUUGUUUUGCGUUUAUUUUGUUUUAUUACUCACACAGUUAUUUUAAGUACAUGUCCAUUAUAUUAUUUUUAAUCCACAGAGUCGCUUGUAAUGAUAUUUUUAGGGGGGACAACCCUCAGAUGGGGGGGUCCUGUCCCUCCUGUCCCCCCCGGGAUUUACGUCUAUGGCUAAACCUAUGCAGUCAGAGCCGGAAAGAGAAUUGAUUAGUUCAUCUCUCGAGUCUUUCGAGUCCUUCGUUCUUUUGUCAAGUGAUGUGACAGCAUUGGACACAUAAAUUUGUUAAUUUACAAGCUUCCUUACAAACGGGUGCAUAGUUAUUAUUAUUAUUGUUAUUAUUAUUAUUAUUAUUUACUCUUACAGUUACUGCAUAGGUUACGCUUAUGGGGCUGUCACGUGAUGAACGAACGACUCAAAUCCGAAGACUCAAAACAGGUGAACUAAUUCAGUGCAGAACCUAUAGGAUGUUGCGCAUGCGUGACUGAACGAAUCACUCUCCGAGAUGACUCGUUCUUCCCGAGUCACAUUAAAGAUUUGUUCAAAAAGAACGAAUCGUUCAAGAACGACCCUAAUGUCCAUGCUGACUGACAAUGUCGGGGAAAAGAAAAUCAGGUUACCAUUGUAUUUGUUAGGAUUUAUUAUUAUUAUUAUUCCGCGCUAAAACUGAUCGUGCAGCCCAAAUCGUAAGAGUUACAUCAAUAUUUUUUCAGGGGGCCCCCAAUCCUCUAGCUACGGCCCUGCCCUGGACCACAAAUCCAGUCAUAAGUCGCACAGGUAUAUUUAUAGCAAUAGCCAACAAUACUGUACAUUGUAUGGGCCAAAUUUUUAGAUUUUUCUUUUAUGCCAAAAACCAUUAGGAUAAAGAUGUAUCAAAUGUAUCAAAACUUAAAUUUUGAUUAGUAAUAUGCACUGCUAAGAACUUCAUUUGGACAACUUUAAAGGCAAUCUUCUCAAUAUUUAGAAUUUUUUUUUUUUUUUUUUUUGCACCCUCAGAUUCUAGAUUUUCAAAUAGUUGUAUCUCUGCCAAAUAUCGUCCUAUCCUAAUAAAUGGAAAGCUUAUUUAUUCAGCUUUCAGAUGAUGUAUAAAUCUCAAUUUCAAAAUAUUUACCCUUAUGACUGGUUUUAUGGUCCUGGGUCACAUUUAUCCAUCCUAGUUGUUCCAACCCUGUAUGAGUUUCUUUUUUAUGUAUAAAACAAAUUAACAUAUUUGUCUGGCUGAUUGUUUCCUAUUAAAUGUAAAGAACAUUUCUCACUUUAAAAGUAACCGUUCCCUGACCGGGAAUCGAACCCGGGCCGCGGCGGUGAGAGCGCCGAAUCCUAACCACUAGACCACCAGGGAGCGCUGUGCAGAGCGCGAUGAAUAUAGUAGUAGCCAGAUUCAUAAAUUCAAUUAAUAUUUCAUCAACCUGUGACAUAGCAUUUUGCUGUUUAUCAUGUAUUCAUACUUUAUUGUUUCACAUGUAAUUAGCAGUCAAUAUAUAGUAGAUUCUACAGCUUGUGUAGUAUUCAGCAGGGAGUUACGUUUGUUUAUAACAUCUGGGUCACUGUAUACUUACCUUAAAAUGCUGUGAAUGAGUGUUUUUGUACUAAUUACUUUUUUUAAAUCGCUUAAAUUGUUCUAUAUUAAACAUUUGAGUGGGUUAUAUCAGAUACAAAUCUGGGUUAAUGACACGAUUUCAUAAGAGGUUACACCUCAUGAUGCUUUAUCCAAACUAUGUCAGCGCAUCUGUCCAAAUAAAACAAGCAUGUUCUUACA